UUUGGUUUUGGUUAUAAUUCGCCACCGCCAUCAUCACGGCAUUUCAUGACCCAAACACGACCUACCGUUGACGCCCAAACGCCCUCCCCAUCCAUCCCUCGUCCAAUCUCUCUGCGAUUUCUCUUUCUUUCGAUUAUUAUAUUAUUAUUUAUUUUUCUUUACUACUUCUCUCUAUUGCUUAAUUCAAUCACAUCCCGUACUUAUAUUUUAUUUAUUUUUUGGUGUUUGAUCUCAAUUUUUUUUCCUUUUCUGCUAAUUUCCUCUCUUCGUUUCCUGAUCUCUUCAAUCGCGUUUUAAGUUGCGGUUGUUCGAUUGAAGGACGUUAAUGUAAUGAUGAAUAACGGAGCUAUUGCGCAGACUUUGUCCCCUAUGGACCCAAAUUCGAUUGAGGGUCAAUAUGCUGUUGACAAAGGCCAACCACAAUCAGCUUCAUAUGUUCCUUCGACAACUGGGUCUGAAGCUACUUCAUGGAUCAUGCAUAGGGUAGAUAAUAGCUCCUCAGAGUCCACUUAUCACCAUGAUCAUCAGACAGAACCACCCUCAAGAAAUGUUCCACAUGGUCUGAAUGGGACAUCUCUUGCCAGUUCAUCAACUUUGGGGACAGCAAGUGCCUCACAGGACUAUGGUGGCUAUGCAUCAUACACAAAUCCUACAGAUCCAUAUGGUUAUGCAAACACAGGAUACCCAGGUUACUAUAAUGGCUAUCAACAGCAACCCAACCAUUCAUACUCUCAGCAGCAACCCAACCAUGUUUACUCUCAGCAUCAACCUAACCAUGCUUACUCUCAGCAGCAACCUAAUCAUGUAUACUCUCAGCAGCAACCUAACCAUGCAUACUCUCAGCCUCUAGGAUCAUAUCAAAACACAGGUGCUCCUUAUCAGCCCCUUUCCUCAUUUCAGAAUACAGGGUCUUAUGCUGGGAUUCCAAGUUAUCCAGCUACUUAUUACAAUCCUGGUGAUUAUCAGACAGCUGGAGCUUACCCAAGUAGCGGAUACAGUAAUCACACUACUACGUGGAGUGAUGGCAAUUAUGCAAACUAUACAACUCACCAGUACUCAAGCUACACUGCGGACACAACAGGUGCAUAUAACUCCGGUACUACAGCUGCAACUUCAGUACAUUACCAACAACAAUACAAGCAAUGGGCAGAUUAUUACAAUCAAACAGAAGUUACUUGUGCUCCUGGGACAGAACAUUUGUCUGUUGCUAGUACAUCUAAUCAGGUGAAUUCAGUUCCAGGUGUUACUGCUGGGUACCCAAACUCCAGCAGUCAGCAUCCCUCCUCUUUUACCCCAUCCUGGAGGCCAGAAUCCACUUCAUCUGACUUGCCACCUUUGCAGGGUGCUCCAUCUACUAGUGGUGCUUAUGAUAGCUGCUGGAAGCAAGGGGUGGAAAGUUCUCAAAAUUAUCAUGCUAGUCCUAUGCAACCACAUUUUCAAACAUCUUUGGAUUCAAAAACUUCUUAUGAUAAUUUUCAGGAACAACAAAAGACUGUUGAAGAAGGUCCUGAUUCACAAUAUGCUCCUUCUCACCAGGUGCCCCAGAAUUAUCAAACUCCUGCACAGACAGUUUCAACACUAGAUACACAAAGGGUAAGCAAAUUGCAGAUUCCAACAAAUCCUAGAAUUGCUACAAAUUUGGCUUCGAGUUCAUCAAAAACCAAUAAGGAUGGCUCUACAACUGGUGCAGCAGCAAAACCUGCUUAUAUUGCUGUCUCAAUGCCAAAGGCAAAUGACAAAGUGUUCUCUAAUGUUGCGGCCGAUUCCAUACUGAAGCCUGGCGUAUUCCCCAGUUCACUACGUUUUUAUGUUGAGAGGGCUUUGAAACGUUGUCAAGAUCACUGCAAAAAUGAUCCACAAUUGGCGGCUUGUCAGGCUGUUUUGAAGGAGGUUAUUACUAAGGCAACUGCUGAUGGUACGCUUCACACUCGGAACUGGGACACUGAGCCUCUUUUUCCAUUACCAAACCCUGAUUUUGCCAACAAGGAGAACUCACAGUCUUCAACUCCUGUUGCAUCAUUGCCGAAGUACAGGAGUCCAAGCAAACGGUCUAAAAGUCGGUGGGAGCCUCUUCCUGAGGAGAAGUUGGUUGAAACGCCUGUUUCUGUCAGUAAUAAUAGUGUAAAAUUUGGUGGUUGGGAUAGAAAGCCUUUAAUUGGGAAUUCUGAGAGCAAGGUUGAUGCUUUAAGUGACCUCAAGUUCUCUCUAUCAGAGCAGAAAACUCUGAGUAAGAGUGCCCAGAGGCCACUUAAGAAACAGCGUAUUGCUGAUGCCUUUAAUAGUGCUGAAAAUGGUGAUGCAUCAAGUGAUAGUGAUAAGGAACAAAGUUUAACGGCUUAUUAUUCUGGUGCAAUAGCACUUGCAAAUUCACCAGAGGAGAAAAAGAAACGUGAAAAUCGCUCUAAGCGUUUUGAAAAAGUACAAGGACAUCGAUCAGAAAUUAAUUAUUUCAAGCCAAAAAAUGCUGCAGCUGGAAACCUGUACACUAAACGGGCUAGUGCCUUGAUGCUUAGCAAAAACUUCGAUGAUGAUGGGAGCAGGGCUGUUGAAGACAUUGACUGGGAUGCCCUAACUGUUAAAGGGACCUGUCAGGAGAUUGAGAAACGUUAUUUGCGACUCACUUCUGCACCUGAUCCUUCUACUGUGAGACCAGAAGAAGUGCUUGAGAAAGCUCUGCUUAUGGUUCAAAAUUCUCAGAAGAACUACCUUUAUAAAUGUGAUCAGUUGAAGUCUAUUCGCCAAGAUCUAACUGUACAACGUAUACAGAAUCAGCUAACAGUUAAGGUGUAUGAAACUCAUGCUCGGCUAGCAAUGGAGGUAGGGGACUUGUCAGAGUAUAAUCAGUGCCAAUCACAGUUAAAAAUCCUGUAUGAUGAAGGAAUUGAAGGAUGCUACAUGGAGUUUGCAGCUUACAACUUACUUUGCGUUAUCUUGCACUCUAAUAACAACAGGGAUCUUGUAUCGUCAAUGUCAAGAUUACCAAAGGAAGCAAAGAAGGAUAAAGCUGUUAAACAUGCUCUUGCAGUUCGUGCAGCUGUGACAUCUGGAAACUAUGUGAUGUUCUUCAGACUAUACAAGACAGCUCCUAAUAUGAACACAUGCCUUAUGGAUCUUUAUGUUGAAAAGAUGCGCUAUAAGGCUGUAAGCUGCAUAUCCCGGUCAUAUCGCCCUACAGUACCUGUUUCAUACAUUGCACAGGUAGUGGGCUUUUCCAGCACAAGUGAAGGAAGUGACCAGGACCCUGUUGGAGUAGAGGAAUGUGUAGAGUGGUUGAAAGCACAUGGUGCAUGUCUCACUGCAGAUAGUAAUGGAGAGAUGCAGCUUGAUACAAAGGCUUCAUCUUCUAGUCUUUAUAUUCCAGAACCUGAGGAUGCUGUGUCCCAUGGAGAUGCUAGUCUGGCUGUUAAUGAUUUUCUUACACGGACAUCCUUGUAGUCUAAUGUAUAAUCAUUGUAUCUAACUGUAGUUUGAUUUAAUUUAGCAAGAAAAUUCUGGAAAUUGCGCAGCCCUCUACUUGUGUGUACAACCAGAAGAUUAGGCUUCUCUCCUGACAGAGAAGUGAGAGUUCACGACUGCCAGGAUGCUCUGUAACAUCGGAGGAAGUAAGAUCACAGAUGUUGAAAUAGAGCAUAGGUUCCCCCAAGAGACCUACUUAUUUUUGGUCAAUAGAUAUUUGGGUGGAGGAUAGGGGAAUCGAACUCGUGUUACCAUGGGAUUUCCAAACACAUCUUGUCAAUCCAUGUACAUGUAGUGGGUUUUAGGCGGAUUCUAUGACCACCAUAACCACAUGAUUUAGAUUAUUCCUGUCUUUGUCUUGGAGAUGCUUCAUUCAUUCGUUGGGGAAGAUGGAAGUUGUUGAAUAUCAAACGAGAGGAAGAUAAGGUUCAAUAGCUUUGGUGUAUUUUUAUUAAUAUAAUUUGAUGAUCUAUUUCAGCAUUGUUUCGGAAUCAUUUGCCUUUUCUUGUAAGUAUGAUUUAUAAAAAAGUUAUAAAUAGUUUGAUUUAUUGUUAA
Molecule: messenger RNA, 4011 nt
Organism: Manihot esculenta (cassava)
Lineage: Eukaryota; Viridiplantae; Streptophyta; Magnoliopsida; Malpighiales; Euphorbiaceae
Product: SAC3 family protein A
Exons: 14
Coding region: 331-3435 (1034 amino acids)
Cellular component (GO): nucleus
Source: RefSeq, a predicted model, not a curated record